Molecule: messenger RNA, 1107 nt
Organism: Striga hermonthica
Lineage: Eukaryota; Viridiplantae; Streptophyta; Magnoliopsida; Lamiales; Orobanchaceae
Source: the annotation of a GenBank genome assembly
AUGGAGUCUGCAAAAAACCAUCAUCAUCAGCUCCAAGAUCAAGUUAUUGUUGGCUCCUCUUCUUCUUCUUUAGCUACCCCUUCUAACUACUAUGGAGGGGGUACCACUACUAAUGCUUGGGGUACUACUCCCACUUCCUUCUUGGACACAAACAAUGGCUUCACUUUAUACCCAAGUACUGAACCUAGGCACCAUCAAGACAACAACACUCUACUCUUAUCACAAUACAAUUCCACUAUAGUCCCAAGCUUAGGCUAUCAUAAUUGGGCCAAAUUUGGCACUAAUCAGCCAGUGCAAGAUUAUUUACAGCCUCCAAGGAUUAAGGAAGAGUUUUCGGACCAUUACUAUCGUAAGUACACUGACUUGCUAACCGGAAACAACGAGCAGAAGGGGUUCGGCCAGAUUUUCCCGAGCGUAAGUGUUUCGAGUUUGAAUCAAAUGGGACUAACAAACGCCGGCGGUUUGGACAUGAAUCUUGAGGCGCUCGAUCUCCUGACUUCGUCGAGCUUUAGUGGGAACUUCGGAGGGCCUUCGCAGAAUCAAAUCGGGAUUUUGAGAGAUGGGUUUAGUACUAAUUAUGGCUUGUUUGAUGAUCAUAUGCAGCAAUCUAGUGAAAUCCCAUUUUAUGACUCUAGUAAGAUACCCGACCCGAUUAGUAAUGGAGCGAUCGAAGCCAAACGGAGCUCGACUAAAAUGGAGGCGAAGGCCCCCAUUCAACAUGCAACCAAAAAAUCGCGAUUAGAAGGGCGCGCAUCGUGCCCGCCUUUCAAGGUGAGAAAAGAAAAAUUGGGAGAUAGAAUCGCUGCUCUUCAACAGUUGGUAGCACCUUUUGGCAAGACAGACACAGCAUCCGUACUUAAGGAGGCAAUUGGAUACAUAAAAUUCCUCCAAGACCAAGUUGAGACAUUAAGCGUCCCUUACAUGAAGGCAUCACGGAACAAGUCCACUAAAUUAGACAAAACGGAUCAAAACGAAUCGAAGGAGGAGCCAAAAUGGGACUUGAGAAGUCGAGGGCUGUGUCUAGUCCCGUUGUCGUGCUUGUCUUACAUAACCGAAGGCGGUGGUGGAGCCGUUUGGCCGCCUUCUUACUUUGGUGGAGCCGUCUAG